AAAUGCAAAUCGCAAUGUGUUAAUUCUUAAUAACAAUUUCAUUAAUUAUAAAUUUGAUAACUGAUGUACACCGAGAUUUUUAGAAUAAAUAUGCAUAAAUAUAAUGCAUUUUUUACAAAUAAUGCAAAAGUUUAGAAUCAGAAAAUUUUGAUUUUUGAUUUUGCAAUUAUUUUCGAGUGGCAACUUAAAAAAGUGAUUCCUUUUUACAUACACAAUGAAAUAAUAAGCAACCUCGAAAUAGUUAAUUUGUGUAAGCGCGGUUUUUCUAUAUUAAACAAAAUAUAAAGAAAAAAGUUUGGUGUGCGCAUAAAUGAUAAAUUGUUAAAAAAUGGCGAGUGCAAAUGCGAGUAGUACUCAAAAUGGUCACAACGAUUUUGCUAAUCCUCGCUUGGAGAAGCACAUGACAUUUGUAUGUCCCGAAUGCGGAGUAGAAUUCGAAUCACAACAGGAUUGGCGACGACAUUUAAACGAAGAACAUGAUUACAUUAAUAAAACUCCAGAAGAUUUUGAUUUCAAGGAAAUCAGUGAAAGCUUCCAUGAAUGUCAGGUAUGCCAUAAGUGGGUGGCUAACGCGAAUCAGGCUAUUGCAUUACUCCAGUAUCACCGUUUUCUACACUUGCCAUUUAAUCGCACAUAUCGUUGUCGGCAUUGCAAAGGAGGUUUCACACGUAAACGUGCAUUAUGCGAACAUCUUUAUCGCUUUCAUAGUCGACAAAUUAUAAUGGCAGACCAAAUAAGGAGUGCCGAUGGAGAAACCACCAGCAGUGCCAACUUUGCACAAACAGCUGAGCAGAAAAUAUUGCGCGAUCCACGUUUAAAUACAGAAUUCUAUUUACGUUUUAUAUGCCCACACUGCGGAAAGGUUAUAGAAAGAUUUGAACAAUGGCUGAAACAUUUGGACUUUCAUCAAUCUACCUCCACUGAUUUACGUAUGCAUCGUAUUUCCGGUUCCCGCAACCACUAUUGUUUACAAUGUCGUAAAUUGCUAUACACCAAUGAACAAUCAAAAUUACAACGGCAUCGCUUCACACAUCUUCCCUUCCGAUUAUAUUUUAAAUGCGCAUUUUGUAUGGUUAAGAAAUCAUUCAAAUCAGAAAUAUUUCGACAUUUCGUAUAUGCUCAUCCGCGUCAAUUUAACGAAGCCAAACCAUACAUUAAGAAACCAAUUGAAUGGGGAGCGAAAAUAAAUGAUCGUCUCAAUACUGAAUUAGAUGCAAUUUUGAGACGUUAUAAAUGUACCGACAGUUAUGAACAAGAGGAGGCAAGUGUGAAAAAUAGUCGUGGGCGACCGGUAAAGAAGCAAACCUAUGCCAGCGAGAAAGCUCGCCUUGCCGCUCUACACCAAACCUCCUCUUCGUCAACCACUGGUACAUUGCGAAGAAGUAAUGUACGAAUAAUUAAGGAUUUUGAUAUGGUACAACAAAAAUGUGGUACCACGCCCACAGGUUCAGUAACAGAAGAUGAUUUUGAAGAAUUGUGUGCCGAUGUUUUUGAAUCUAUUGAUGAUGACUUGAAAUCUAAUUUUAACAACAACAAAAAAACUGAUAAGGGAAUGGUUAAAAAUGAAAAUGUUAAACAGCAAAAUCCGACUGAUGAAGAGCAAGUCAUAAGCAUUGAAAUUAAUACAGUUGAUGGAAAUAACGAAAUAUGUAAGCAUAAGAAUUGUAUAUCGUCACCACCCCGAAAACGAUUAAAGUUGAGCGAAACUGAAACAAAACCAAAAAUUUCGAAGGAUCAAACAAGUGAGAAUAGUACUAAAAUAACAAAAUUGCCUCCAGUCAUUGAGACCAACAAAAAAGCUAUUUUGGAAGCAAAUAUUCAUUAUCUUUGUCCAGAAUGUGGUAACGAAUUUGAUGAGCAAACCAGCUGGCGGGAACACGUUUUUAAAGAGCAUAACAUUAAAAAUGCAAUCCAAACGUGUUUUCAAAUACUUGAAAAUAAACAGUCUUACAUGUGUCUCGACUGUAUGGAUGUCCAACAUACUACAAAGUUUGCUGAACUACAACGCCAUCGCUUCACGCAUAUGCCAUUCCAAGCAUAUCUUAAGUGCAAAAUGUGUUCCAAAACUAAAUCGAGUAAACCAAAAAUGUUGCAACACCUUCAAGAAUGUCAUGACAAUAAGAAAAAUUCGGUUCCAAAAAAUAAUGAAGCUACUUCACAAUUCUAUCCAUGCACAAUUUGUAACAAAUACUUCACAACAGAGGAGCGACGGCAGUUACAUCUGGCGCAGCCAUGUGGAGUGCGUGCAAAUGGAUUACUUACUAGAAUAUGUAGUAAUAACACCAACAAGAGCCCUACUAUUGCAAACAAUAUGAAAUUGCUCGUUCAUUUAAAAGAGGCGCGAGCACGUAUGAAACGUUUACUAACGCGUGAUUAAUUCUGAUUUUGGAUUCAAACAAUUCCAAACAAUUUUUUUUCUGAAUAUUGAAAUUUUGUUUUGUUUAAAAUUUUUAUAAUUAAAAAGAUACCUUAGGAUAUUCUUAGUUAAAGAAAUAAAUACAUAAUAUUGAUGUAUUACAUUUGUAUUGUUUUUGUAAAAUAUAACCGACAAAUAAGUUUAUCAAAUUAAAAACGUGCUUCUUGUGGUUUUUAUAUUAAGAAAAGUCGCGGCAGUAUUGAUUGAUUACAAUCAGAACUUUUAUUAAUUACAUUUAAACCUGUGUGUAUGCAUACCUAAAAUUUACGUAAGUAUACAUAUGUACAAAAGUUGCUCUUGACAGAUCACGGGUUCACAUUGUAAUUUACUACUUUGUGUUGAAUAAGUACACAAACAUUGCUUCUCAAAAAGCUUACCCACGUAAUGCAUAUAUUUUAUAGAAAACACACGCAAUUGUAACAAAGUAAAAUCGUGAACAAUUUGAUCACUUCAAUUGGAAUUUUUCAAUGAUUUAGCCUAAUAUUCCUAUACAUUUCACUAAAAAAAUAAUGCACUAUGCUUAAUAUCCCUAUAAAUGUAAAAAACAAUAAAUCCCAAAAGGAGUGUGUGUCAUAAAUGAACACUCGGAACAAUAUGAAUAAGUAAGAACAACGUAACUUAGUGAUUAUUAUGUUUAAGUACUAUUAUUGCUUCUCCUCCGUCCAUAACCCCAUAGACCAAACUAAACGACUUUCUGUAUCCACAUAGACUUCCUCGGAUGCAUAAGUGUUUGACGUGCUUACCAUAAAACCGAACUCCAGACCAGAUUGUGCUAAAGAUAGUGAGACGUUAUUUAAAUUUCAUCAUUUAAAACAGAAAACAUACUUAGAUUCCACUUUAAUCCUCUAGUAGUUACUUUUUCCGCUUUACUUCCAAUCGGCAUUAAUGCACACCAUUGUUGGCAGUCGACCAACGCUUUUGGGACUAUAACUUUAUGUUUGCCUGGCAAAAGUAACCAACUUAUAGAAGAACUACUCAAGAGAUAUAUGUUUAGAAUAUCG
Zeugodacus cucurbitae (melon fly) is the source of this 3417-nucleotide messenger RNA. Its product is annotated as zinc finger protein 236. Gene Ontology annotation, biological process: regulation of transcription by RNA polymerase II. The transcript has a single exon. Gene Ontology annotation, molecular function: chromatin insulator sequence binding. NCBI's taxonomy places the organism in Eukaryota, Metazoa, Arthropoda, Insecta, Diptera, Tephritidae. Gene Ontology annotation, cellular component: chromosome. The record is from RefSeq and is a predicted model, not a curated record. Bases 329 to 2377 code for a protein of 682 amino acids.